Messenger RNA from Echinostoma caproni, 633 nucleotides. The record is from the annotation of a GenBank genome assembly. Lineage: Eukaryota; Metazoa; Platyhelminthes; Trematoda; Plagiorchiida; Echinostomatidae.
AUGACAGCUGAUCGUUUGGAUCACCUACUUACACAUGCACCGCUCCAGUCGAUUAUCCUGUUGGAGGAUAUUGAUGCCGCGGUACACAAUCGUGAACGGAUGCCGGCCAAUCCAGCUUACGAAGGAAUGCCUACUUUGACAUUGAGUGGACUUCUGAACGCGCUCGACGGUGUCACUUCAACGGACGGCCGUAUCAUCUUCAUGACCACAAAUUAUGUGGAUCGCCUAGAUGCAGCACUUAUUCGACCCGGUCGUGUAGACAUGCGCGUUCACAUCGAUCAUUGUAACAGAUUUCAGCUGGAGCGAAUGUUCUCCCGUUUCUAUCCGUCCUCGCCAACGGCUCCCACGAUAUCGAAAGUUGGGCCCGGUGAUAAUUUCUGUGGCCUCGGAGCGACCGACCUUUCCAGUCCCACGGACAAAUCACACCCGGUGCCUGAUGAUAUACAUCCUUUGGCUUCACAGUUCGCCGCGCAACUCGAAGGGGUCACAGUCAGUUCUGCACAAGUUCAGGGCUAUCUACUAUUGUAUAAAGACAAUCCUACCGGUGCCUUACAUAAUGUAGAUUUAUUAAAACAGGGCGGAACUAACGGGAAGCUUGUGCGCCCUGAAAAACAACCUCUAUCUAUUGUAUAG